This is a messenger RNA of Chenopodium quinoa (quinoa), 917 nucleotides long. Its product is annotated as protein LURP-one-related 6-like. The coding region runs from base 116 to 754 and encodes 212 amino acids. The transcript is spliced from 3 exons. NCBI's taxonomy places the organism in Eukaryota, Viridiplantae, Streptophyta, Magnoliopsida, Caryophyllales, Amaranthaceae. The record is from RefSeq and is a predicted model, not a curated record.
AAAAGAACUUAAUCUUUUUUGUACAAACUCUUCUAUAAGAAGAAGUUAGGCCCUUAGGAAACCUUAGCUUCAUGAACAUAUUUUUUCUAGUAUAAGACUCUAAACGAAACUAAAUAUGGAAGCAUCAAAACCAAAUUACUUGUUACCAAUUAUAAGCAAGAUGUAUUGCUCAUCUUCACAAGUUGUGUUGGUGGUGAGGCAACGACCUCAAGCGGUGGGUGGUGGCGGGUUUGUGGUUACUGAUUGUAGCCAAAAGGUUGUGUUUCAAGUAGAUGGUUGUGGGAUCCUUGGAAAAAAAGGAGAGUUGAUUCUUCGCGAUGGUGAUGGUGAUAAUAUUCUUCUUAUUCGCCAAUUAAAAGGUGGAUUGGUUCAAGCAUUAAACAUAUACAAGAAAUGGAAAGGCUACUAUGAUUAUGAAGGGUUGGAAAAGUCGGUUUUCAGCAUAAAAGAACCUAAUAAAAACGCAUGCUUCCCAACAAACAAUCCAGUUAGAAUUUCAAUUGAGCCCAAGGUUAAUGGGCAAGUUAAAGACUGGAACUUUGAGAUCAAAGGUCAUUUUCCUGAUAAGAAUUGCAGCAUUGUGGACUCAAUGGGAAAUAUUAUAGCACAGGUUGGAGUUAAAGAAGAAAUAGAAAGGGUGAUGACAAGGAAAGAUCUAUACCAUGUGGUUGUGCAACCAGGAAUUGAUCAGGCCUUCGUUUUUGGAGUCAUUGCUGUUCUUGAUUACAUUUACCAUGAGUCUACUUGGUGCUAGCUACUACCUAUAUUCAUCUGCCAGAGCCAGGAUGACCAUCAUUACAUUUACGUUAUUUCUUCCGUUCCACUAAGAUUGUUUAGUACGGGAUGGGGCUAUUAUUUGUUUAUGUCAGGCUUUUAAUGUCUUAUAUCUCUUUUAUCCAACAAAGAUUUGGAGCAAA